AACAAUCACAACCACAGCAGCGUCAUUCCCGAUGCCGAGUCAAGUGGCUCAGAGCGUAAUCGUCGCCUGAUUCCCUAUAUGGCAUUCUAUUUGCCAGCACCGGAGCUGCCCAUCAAUCAGCAAUAUGCUGUGAAGCAUGGCUCGUCCGCCGGUGGCUCACAGCUGUUGGCACCGCCGCCCACUGCACCACCCAGCCGCAUACCCGUGCCCGUUGCCUACAUGCCGCCGUCGCAUCCACAACAGCAGUCGCAUUAUCAGUCCAAUGCAGCCGAUGUGUAUCAUUCGUUGGCGGUGCCGCAUGGACCACAUGGACCACUGCCACCUGUGCCGGGCAAGGAGCCAGCACCAUCGCCGGGCGCCACAUUUAUUGCCUACAAGCCAUUGAGCGCCGCCGCACAAAAGCACAAGACGGUGCAGCACUUUCCACCGCUGCCGCAGCAGGAGCAGCCACAUCAUCGUCAGCAGGAGCAGCAGCAGCAGCAACAACAUCAGUACGAGCUGCUGCCAGCAGGACCGCCGCAACUGCAGCUGCAGUUUCAGCGACAACGUGCUAAACAAUCAAAAGUCAAUUUAACGCCGUUUACACCGCAUAACACGCUGCCGGGACACUUUGUACCCAUUAUUUAUACGCCGCUGAGCAAAUCCAAUAGCAAUAGCAAUAGCAACAACAACAACAAUGAGCUGCAUAAUGGCAAURCAAUCAAUUACAACAAAAAGCAGCCGCCAACUGAAAUUGUCUACCAUAAAAAUGUGCAUCAAACCCAAGUUGCGACGGAUUAUGCGGGAGAUGUGCCCAAUAUAGCAGGAGUCGUCCCAAUGCCGGAGGCCCAGUCACAGGAGGAGCAGGAGCAGCAGCAGCAGCAGUCAGCAGAGGAGACUGUGCCAUCGAAUCCCAGAUCACCCACUCCACCACAGUUUAUCGAUUACCUCAUCGAUGGGCCGCGACAAUCGCUAGAUGAGGAACAACAACAACACCAACAGCAGCAACACCAACAGCAACAACACGCCUACAUCCUGGUCACCACCACAGCUCCUUAUACGGAUCAUUCGCCGCGUCUUCCGGAUUUACCGCCACCCACCCGCCGCCCACAUCUGUACAAACAGCAGCCCACGCUGCGCCUACAGCCCGUGACUCCAGUGCACAAAUAUCAAGCCACCCGUCGACCCGUCUACGUCAGUCCGCCCACGCCCAGCGAGACUGUCAAGAUAACGCCCAAGUACGUCUAUGUGACCAGCAAACCGCCAGCAGGCGCAGUCCACAGCGAGCAGCCCCAGGCACCGCCGCCCAUUAAACUGAAACCCAUUCACAAAUACGCCCAAGAGCGACCCCAUGCGCCGGCUCGACCCAGUCCGGCUCUUGCACCGAACGACAUUGAUCAGCUGCCCGACAUACGCACCUCAUCGCUGGCCGAGAUCCUGCACAAGCUGCAAGCGAGCAACCACCUGCCGCAAACCCUCACCCCGGACAACAUAGACAACUCGAUCAAAACGCUGAUACGCAUUCUACAGAAUCUCAAGCGGACCCAAACAAUUGUGACCGAUCCGCCACAGCAUCACGAGACCAAGCCUAGCAGCAAUUCCGAUUAUGAUUACAACACGGGCAGCGAAGAGACGCAUCAGACGCCAGCCAAGACGGCGGGCCAUGUCGAUGCGGAUCUGCUGAAUCUAAAGGGACCAAAUAAACAUCCUGGUCCUAGCACAGGUCGUGCAGGCAUUGAUUAUCCCAACUAUGCGGAGAUUCCGAAGACCAGCUUCGAGUGUACUCAGCAGCGUUACAAGGGUUUCUUUGGUGAUCCGGAGACCAAUUGCCAGGUGUGGCACUACUGUGAUCUCAACGGCGGCAAAGCCUCGUUCCUGUGCCCCAAUGGCACCAUCUUUAGUCAGAUUGCGCUGACUUGCGACUGGUGGUUCAAUGUGAAGUGCUCGACGACUUCACAGUUAUACGUGUUGAAUGAGCGUCUGUAUAAGUACAUCCUACCCUUCAAUCCCAAGUUCCCCGAGGAUUACAAUGGGCCCAUUGUGGAUAAAUAUUUGGCCAUGAAGUUCCAGGAAAUGGAAGAGAAAAUGCGCCUGGAAAAGCAGCGCAAAGCCAAUCAGCUAGCGGAAAAGCCGGAUGCCUCAGGCGAAGCAUCCACGCCCGCAUUGCCCAAGAACCACAAGGCGUCGCCCAAACAUGGCAGCGGCAUCAAUGCACAGGUCUACGAGCAGAGCUCGGAACGUAAUCUGCUCAUCGAUGAUGAGAUUGAUGACAUCUCGGAGCGUGGCACCUUCGACACCUAUGGCCAGGCGCCAACUACGAUAAUGGCUCCAGUCCCAACAACAACGCCCAUAUUUCAAGACUCUCAAACCCUGGGACAUAGGCCGAUAGUAGUCUCAUCAACACCUGGGCCAGAUCUGUCCGAUGAGCUGGACACGCUGCCAACGUUAGCUAGCGAUCCAGAGCAGGAGUCUGAACUAAGCGAGAACUCGCCAGAGAGCAGCGAGGAGGUGGAAGAGAAGCUGCAAAAUUUGCGUGACACAAAUUCGGCUGCCGGCCAAAAGCAGCUCGAGACGACAAAAGUGAGCGUCGAGAAGCAGGAGGUGAUUGAGAUUAAAACAGAUGGCUCAACUGGACACCUAAUGCCCAUAGAGCAGGCGAGAAAUUGAGAUAAAGAAUAAGAGAGCCUGUGGCUGAGAGCAUGCUUGCCAUAUUUGUAAUGAGAGUUCUUGUACUUGUUCGUUUUUCGAUUGCGUAUGCGCAUUAAAUUAUUCAUAGCGAGCGACUACUGUAAAUAGCUAACUGUAAAUGAAACAAAAACUAUCUAACUAUAUAUACUCUAUAGAAAACACUUAGAUAUACAUUUUAAUUAAAAU
Drosophila arizonae is the source of this 2853-nucleotide messenger RNA. RefSeq lists its product as uncharacterized. Gene Ontology annotation, cellular component: extracellular region. Gene Ontology annotation, molecular function: chitin binding. The record is from RefSeq and is a predicted model, not a curated record. NCBI's taxonomy places the organism in Eukaryota, Metazoa, Arthropoda, Insecta, Diptera, Drosophilidae.